Molecule: messenger RNA, 1341 nt
Organism: Aspergillus steynii IBT 23096
Lineage: Eukaryota; Fungi; Ascomycota; Eurotiomycetes; Eurotiales; Aspergillaceae
Product: dTDP-4-dehydrorhamnose reductase family protein
Exons: 4
Coding region: 174-1148 (324 amino acids)
Biological process (GO): S-adenosylmethionine biosynthetic process
Cellular component (GO): methionine adenosyltransferase complex
Molecular function (GO): methionine adenosyltransferase regulator activity
Source: RefSeq, a predicted model, not a curated record
GCGGAUCGAUCGACUUCUAGAAUCCACCACGGAGGAAUCUACACCGGCGACCGCAUUCACGUCUCUGCUCGUCAUCCGUCGACUGGAUCCACUCCUCGCAUCUCAGGACAACAAAUCGCUUUACGUCAUUUCCGUCCCGCCGUCAACCACUUCUUCACCUCGAGCUCCCCACCAUGACUUCCUUCAACUCAACAUCCGCCAUUAUGUCCACCAAUGUCCUUGUCACCGGCGCCACCGGCCUACUGGGCCGCCAGAUUUUCAACACCUUCAAACACUCCGGGUGUUUGGUCGUCGGACAGGGGUUUUCGAGAGCUGCCCCGCCGACGAUAUUGAAGGCCGAUCUGGAAAACGAGGACGACAUUAAGAGAUUGCUGGACGAGGCGAAACCGCAGGUUGUGAUCCAUUGCGCCGCCAACCGGUCGCCCGAUCUGUGCGAGAAAGAUCCCGAAAAGGCCCGUCGCGUCAACGUGGAAGCCACCCGGACCCUGGCCGAAGCGACCUCGGCCAGCGGCGCCCUGCUCAUCUACAUUUCCACCGACUACGUGUUCCCGGGCAAGGAAGGCGAGGCGCCCUACGAGGCCGAUGCCGAGACCAGCCCGCCCAACCUGUACGGCCAGCUGAAGCGCGACGGCGAGCUGGCCGUGCUGGAAGCCACCAAGGAGAACUCGCUGGGGAUUGUGCUGCGAGUGCCGGUGCUCUAUGGCACGGCUAAGGACAACGGCGAGAGUGCCGUCAACACGCUCGUCGACGCGGUGUGGAAGUCGCAGGAUGAUAACGCCGACGUCGCCAUGGACGACUGGGCGCUGCGGUAUCCGACCAACACGGAGGACGUGGCGCGGGUGUGUCGCGACGUGGUGAUCAAGUGUAUUAAGGAGCGGGCGCAGAAACGUACCCUGCCCACCAUCCUGCAGUUCUCGUCGGAGGACCGCAUGACCAAGUACGAGAUCUGCGAGAAGCUGGCGGAGGUGCUGGGGUUGCCGCUGGUGGGGAUGAAGCGGAACAAGCAGGGCAACGACCCGAAUGCGAGUGUGCAGCGGCCCUACGACACCCAUCUGUCGACCAAGACGCUGAAGGAUCUUGGCAUCGAUGUGGGCACGGUGGAUUUCGUGGCGUGGUGGCGCAAGAACUUGGGGGCAUACAAGAAAUGAUUGCAUCGGACUGGACGAUGGGGAAGCCCAAUAGGAGAAUGUAGGGAAUCCAAGGGAUAGGGAUUGGGAACAAAGAACAAAAGUGCUUGCGGCGCUAGAAUGAGAGACAUGGAUGCAUCACGGACCAAUAGUCAAGACGAUAUAGAGAUCGACGCGAGAAUAGCAAUGCCGGCCAAGACCGGAUUGAUUCUGC